This is a messenger RNA of Mytilus trossulus (common blue mussel), 3022 nucleotides long. RefSeq names its product kyphoscoliosis peptidase-like. The record is from RefSeq and is a predicted model, not a curated record. The transcript has 6 exons. Bases 178 to 1848 code for a protein of 556 amino acids. Gene Ontology annotation, cellular component: cytoplasm. NCBI's taxonomy places the organism in Eukaryota, Metazoa, Mollusca, Bivalvia, Mytilida, Mytilidae.
AACAAAAUAAGUUUAAAUGCCAAACGUUGUCAUUUAAAAUCAUGUACUUAUAUUAGUACUUACAUGUAUUUGUGUUAAAUGGAGUGGUGCUUCCAAUCUUUAUAAAGUGAAUCAGAUGCGACAGAUUGUUACACUAGCUGAAGCGGUAAACAGUUUCAUUUGCAUGCAAUCGUAAAAAUGGGAUGCUGUAUCUCAAAAUCAACUGUACAACCAGUUACUGUAGAUAAAAGUCAAAAUUUCAGAUAUAAAAAUGUGACUUAUGAUCUGAAAAUCACAUAUAAUGACCUGAAACCAAUAGACGACCAUGCAUUGCAGACGCCAAAGUCAGUUGAAAACUCCAUCAACGAACUUGCUGACUACCUGGCAAAACCAGCUAAAAGUGAACUAGAGACCAUUCGAUCUUUUUAUGUUUGGAUCUGUAAUAAUAUCAGCUACAACACAACAGCUUACUUUAGUGGGACAUCUGCAGUCACCGAAGCUAGUGGUGUUUUAAAAUCGAAAAGUAGUGUAUGUGAAGGAUAUGCCAAUCUCUUCCAAGCCCUCUGUGUAGCUAAAAACAUAAAGUGCAAAAAGAUCAGUGGCUUCGCAAAGGGGUAUGGUCAUCAACUUGGAACCAUCUUAUCUUAUCAAACCAACACAGAUCAUGCUUGGAAUGUUGUUUUUGUUUCCGGAAAAUGGAGAUUUAUAGAGACAACAUGGGGAUCUGGUCAUAUUGAUGAAAAUGGAGCUUUUGUAAAGAAUUUUUCAAAUUUCUUCUUUCUAACAAAGCCAGAACAUUUCAUAGAAGAUCAUUAUCCUUACAUCAAUAAUGAUAUUGAGGGAAGCAAAGAAUGGCAACUUCUAAAACAAAUAUUUUCACUUGAAGAUUUUUCAAAAUCUUUGAAAACAACGAAAUAUGCAAGAGAUUGGGGUGUUAUAUUUUCUUCUCAUAGAUAUGAAGUUGUCAAAGUUGACAAGAAGGCUUCAAUAUCAAUGGAAUCGAAGCAAAACACUUUGUCAAAAGUGAGUGUAAAUCUCUACAGUAGUAGUAGAAAACUUUGCAACGAAUCUGUAGUAAUGAUAAAGGAUAACUUUUCAAAAUACACAGUCAUCGUGAGGCCAAAGGAAAUUGGAAAGUAUACACUUAAAGUAUUCGGUACGAUUGAUCAAUCACAAAAUGUCAUGCCGCAACUGACAGAGUAUAUGAUAGAAUGCACGUCUACAGAAGACGAAUUCGUGCCUUAUCCAGAACAUAAUGGAUUCUAUGGACCAUCUACUGAUUUUAAACUGCGAGGCUUUGCUAGUUCCGAGUCGAUUUCAGCAUUUCAAAUAUGUCAAAAUGGCGAAUUUGAAUUAACAAUGAAGACGAAUAAGACAUUCAAGUGUUCCGCAGAUAUAUUUGAAACAGACGGAAGCAGAAGCUCAGAUUUUGUCAUGGUUGAACAAUCGAAUAGUUCAGUUUGUGUAAAAGCACGUUUUGUAAGUAAGGGAUACUACAAAAUUACACUCUUUAGUGAGUUUGAAGGCAGCGACACAUAUAGUGUAGCGAUGAAUAUUCUGGUUCUGAACAAAAAAGCAGCAAAAAUUCCAACUCCAUUUCCUCACACAUACUCUACUACAGCUGAAUACAAUUGCCAUCUUAUUGAGCCUAUUGCACGUAAUAUCCCUUCCAACUCAAAUGUUCUUUUUGUAAUGUCUUCUCCUGUGAUUCAAGAACUCUUAAUUGAUGGCAAGGUGUAUAAAAAAGAAAACGAUCAAUUAUGGAACAUUACUUUAAAAACGGGUGGCUCAGGUGUCGUUACUGUAUCUGCAAAAACAGACAACAAUGUAAACAGUUAUUCCUACAUAUACCAAUAUGUGGUAGAUUGAAGUACUCAAAUAUUCAUUUAUUUGAAUUACAUCUAAAUACUAGAGUAAAAUUAUUUUUUAAAGGAUCGUUGUUACUGCUUAAUAUGUACUUUUUCAAUAUCUAAUGUGACGUCCAUAUAUCGUUUUUAAACAAAGCCGUGUUUUAUUUAGCACAAAAUAUAUUUGACACAUGCGCAAAAACUUACUAUUUACAUUCCUGUUUUUUUCAUUUUUAUAUUGAUAUAAUAUAUAAAUAUAUUCUUGUGUCUUAAAUAUAAGUUUAUGUACUCUCCUACGCCAAUUAUAAAAUAUAGUCAAAUACAAUGCCUUCCCAUGCUAAAAUGAGCAUAGAUCAUGACAUGAAGAAAUUAUUUCGUAAAUAAAUCUCAAACGGUGAUUUCUUUUGUAAUAAGACAAUAAGUGUCAUGCAGGGCACAUGUUAAUCUAAUUAUCAAGACAACAUGUAUUUUUUCUUUUUAAAAUUAUACGCAUUAAUGCAAACGAAGGUGUUUUGACUGCGAAACAUCAAACAUAAAUCAUCCAAUCUAAAAUUCGACUGGCGAUCGAAAACAAACAUUGAAACAACUAUCCCUUUGUUCCCUGUUGCAUAACACAUCACAAGAAUUCUUCGCUCCAUUUGUAUUUAGCUAAUUAUAAAUGAAAGAUUCAUCAAAAUUGUUGUAUCAUAUAAUAUCACCAAUAUUUCGGUACAGAUACGCAAUUCAUUUCAGGUAGUCGGUAUUGGUAGCCUUUUCCGAAAUCCCUCUGUCCAUAUCUUUAACUUGUAAUUGGAUGUGUAUGAUGGCUCGUUUCAAAGAUAAGACAUGUUGACAUAUGGGGUUAAACUUUCUGGGUACGAAUUGAGGUAUAUUUCUCACUAAAUAAGGGCAUCUCGAAAAUCGUUUAAUGAUGUGGCUUCUCCAUGUAAACAAUUCUUUUUCACAAUUAUUUCUUUGAAAAACUACAUCGACGUCAUCCGUAUAUAUAUGUUUGAUUGAACAUGAGUUUUGUCAUGAUGUAUUUGUGACUAAAAAUGUAACAGAAUUAUUUCUUAUUUACAUUUUGGGUGAACAAUGUGAUUUCUGUAAUAUCAUAAUUUAGUAUACAUGCACGAGAAGGAUUGUGCCUGAUAUUCAUAUGAUGAAGACAUAAUCUUUCAAUCAGUUAAAUUGAAGUCUGGAGCUGGAAUGGCAGC